This is a messenger RNA of Chelonus insularis, 1000 nucleotides long. Its product is annotated as WD repeat domain-containing protein 83. NCBI's taxonomy places the organism in Eukaryota, Metazoa, Arthropoda, Insecta, Hymenoptera, Braconidae. Gene Ontology annotation, molecular function: protein binding. Gene Ontology annotation, cellular component: catalytic step 2 spliceosome. The record is from RefSeq and is a predicted model, not a curated record. The transcript has a single exon. The coding region runs from base 26 to 925 and encodes 299 amino acids. Gene Ontology annotation, biological process: mRNA splicing, via spliceosome.
UUUCUAAUAUUCUAUUCUCCGAAAAAUGGAGUUCAAAUUUGUUCACUCACUUCACUGUAAAGAAGGAGCUAUACGAGUUGUACGAUUCAAUACUGAUGGAGCAUAUUGUAUAACGGGUAGUUCUGAUAGAAGACUAAGAUUAUGGAAUCCUCAUAGAAAUGCAUUAUUAAAAACCUACAGUGGUCAUGGUGGUGAGGUUAUGGAUGCCAGUGCAUCCUGUGACAGCAGUCAAAUUAUUUCAUGCGGUUUAGACAAAUCAGUUAUAUUAUGGGACGUAGCUACAGGUAAUCCAGUUAGAAGAUUUCGUGGACAUUCAGGUGGAGUUAUGACUGUAUGUUUUAAUGAAGAAUCAUCAAUGGCAAUAUCUGGAUCUCGAGAUAAUUCAGUCAAAUGUUGGGAUAUUCGAUCUAAAAAUCAAGAACCUGUUCAGACAUUAAAUGAAGCAAAAGAUGCUAUUUCCAGUAUCAAAGUGAGCGAUCAUGAAAUUAUUUCUGCUUCAUUUGACUGUAGAAUUAGAAGAUAUGACAUUAGAGCUGGAGAAGUUACAUCUGAUUGUCUUGGGGAAGCUAUUACUUGCGUUAGUUUUACACGAGAUGGUCAGUGUACUCUUGCCAGUUGUGCAGAUGGAGUAAUCAGACUUCUUGAUAAAGACACUGGUGAAUUGUUAAAUGAAUUUAAAGGACAUACAGUUGAUGACCUGUGCUUAGAAUCUAGUGUUGAUUAUAAUGAUAGCAAAGUUUUAUCUGGAUCUGCUGAUGGUAAAUUAUGGGUAUGGGAUUUAACGAAUCAAAAAGUUUUAGCUAAACUUUCUGGAGAUGAAAAAACCAAAUAUCCAACAGUAUCUUUAAGUGUUCAUCCUCAGGAAAAUUCUAUCCUUGCCACCAAUGGUACUAACGUUUUUAUGUGGAAUGUACAAACUGAAUAAUUUUUGAUAAUGUAAUAUGUAAUUUAAUUAAUAUUAAUGACAUUUUUAUACUGAAUGAUAAUUAUUUAAGACAGU